UGGAUGAUGUGGUACUGAGGACAGUGAGAGGAGAGUGGAAGAGAAAAACAGGGUGAAGGAAGAUUUUAAAAACACUCAUUAAACAAACGAAGCACGCGGCGAGACGCACGGCUGACUGAGAUGGACUCGAAGACACUGAGACAAACUUGGGAUUAUCAGUAAGGGAUCAUCAGAAGAGGAGUUUCUCAAACAUGGACUAGUCUGGGAGCGUGCACAUAUAUAGACAAACACACACUCACCCUCAUACAUUCGCACACUCUGUUCCCUCGUGAGAGGCCUUGGAAGCGGACAGGUGCCAUUAUGCAGGAGUCUCCAGGUGCGGUUGGUGUGGAUGGCAGCUACACUAGUAAUGUUCCAGCCUUUCUAACUAAGCUGUGGACCCUGGUUGAGGACCCAGACACCAACCACCUUAUCUGCUGGAGUGCCACUGGGACUAGUUUCCAUGUGUUUGACCAGGGUCGCUUUGCUAAGGAGGUUUUGCCCAAAUAUUUUAAACACAACAACAUGGCAAGCUUCGUCCGGCAACUCAACAUGUAUGGUUUUCGUAAGGUGGUAAACAUCGAGCAGAGUGGUUUGGUGAAACCUGAGAGAGACGAUACAGAGUUCCAACAUCUGUACUUCCUCCAGGGACAUGAGCACAUGCUGGAACACAUCAAAAGAAAGGUGUCCAUAGUGAAGAGUGAAGAGACUAAAGUUCGUCAGGAGGACCUCAGUAAGCUGCUGUACGAAGUCCAGCUUCUCAGGACACAACAGGACAACAUGGAGUGUCAGAUGCAGGACAUGAAGCAGCAGAAUGAGGUGCUGUGGCGGGAGGUGGUGUCACUGAGACAGAACCACACGCAGCAACAGAAAGUCAUGAACAAGCUGAUUCAGUUUCUGUUCAGCCAGAUGCAGUCCAACACACCCAGCACUGUGGGCCUAAAGAGAAAGCUGCCUCUGAUGUUGGACGAUGGCUCUCCCAGCCCUCCUGCCUCCAAGUUCAGCCAUAGUCACCAGAUGGAAGCCAUCCACGAGCCCUUCUACAUCCAGUCGCCAUCCAGUGAUACUGCUUCCUGCUCUGCUAGCGGACUUGCAGGAGGACCGAUUAUAUCCGAUGUUACUGAUAUGUCUCAGGCGAGCAUGGCUCUGCAGAUGCAGCCUGAUGAGACUAGGGAGAAGUGCAUGAUGCUGAUCAAAGAGGAGCCUGUGAGUCCAGGGGUACGAGGGGGAGGAAAAGGAAGCAGUGUACCGGGAGGAGAGGCUGUAGCGUUGACCUCCCCCUGUGAGGUGUGCUCCUCUGAACCACCUGUCCUUCCUGUUGCAAUGGUCCAAUCUGUUCUGGAGGGGAGGGGCUCUGUAGGCUCCAUGCUGGAGAGGAGGAGCAAGAGACCUGCUCUGGAGAGAGCUGAGGUUGCAGACACAGUGGAGAAUGUGGACAUGAGUCUGGAGGAGCUGCAGCAUCUGCUUCUUAGGAGCCAUCAGCAGAACGCUGUGGAAGCUGGGACCAGUGCUGUCAUGGAUCCUUUCAGUCUAAGUCUGCCUCUGACUGAGUGGAACUUCACAGAGAUGGAGUCCAACCUCAAACCAUACAUGUUCCAGAACCAGGAAGUCGAGGCUUUUCCAGCCGCUGGCUGUGAAGAACAGUGAAUUUGUGCCGUGAAUAGUCCUUUCUGAGGCGAAAGGUCACAGACGCUGCUGUUACGCUUUGUACUCCAGUGGGCACCAGUUUGAGCCCCAGGCCCUGCCAGGCUAUUUCCUACACGUGACUUUGAUUUUAUUCUUUAUACAUCCACAUGCCUACAACAGAAAAAGGUCUCUGCAGUCUUUUUGAUCAAAGCUUUUACUUCCUGGUUUUUUGACUUCAUCGGAUCUAUCAGCUGUCUGCUCUGUGGGCGUGAACGAUACCCACAUGGCGAAAAAAGAUGUUAGUGACUAUGAUUUUCACAGUUAACCAAUCACAGAAGAGCAUUACGACAGCCUUACAUCUAGACUCUGAUAUUAAGCCGGAUGGAUGCAGACGGUGCAUUCUUGGCUCCUGCACUUUAGUCUUUGUGUGAGAGGGAGUUCCUGCUUGGAGAGGUGACUUUUUCUUCCUAUAAAGAUUUCACGACAGAUGAAUAUUUUUUAUUAGUUUAUCCUUAUUAAGAAUAUGAUGUAUUUGUAUCAAAGAAGAAACUUUGGCAGAUUUUAUGUGAUUUUCUCAGUCUGUGUAGGAGUGUAGAUUUUGAGGUAUACUUUAGGCAUUUGAAAAAAAGCAUAUACUUCAGAGAGAUAAGCGUGUUAGCGUUUCUAUCAAGCUGUGUUAAAAUCCAUAAAGAAGGCUCUCUGAAAUCUAUUGCAGUAGAAGGUAACACCCAUCUUUGCACAGUCCCAACGUGAAGCCUGGGAUUCGAUUCUUUCUCUUCUGUCUGAUUUAAGUGUUAAGUUUUAAUAGACAGAUUCUCAUUUGACAAAAUCUACACUGGACACUACGGCAUAUUUGCACAAUCGGUAUAUCUAGUCAUUUAUCUCUAGUUACAACAGUGGGUCAUUGAUUUCCUGUUUGUAAAUAGCCAGCACUGGGUUGCUCAGUAAAUGAAUGACAGCAUUUUUAAACCGUAAUCUUUCAUCUUGGAGACGAGUGGUCACACAGUGUUGCUGCACUUGUAUCUGUGCUCAGUGCUACACAUGCAUAAAAACCAAAGUCAGGACAGGGGGCUACGCCAAAACCACAAGGAGAAGAAGAAUUCGUCAGCUGUCCAGGAGCCGGUGUUUACUUUCACUUUGUUUCACUGAAUGUACGGUGGGGUGAUUACUUGAUAAUUGAAUCUUUUACCUGCUUGAAGGAAUGCGUCUUAUUUACUCUGGAUAACGACAGUUUAUUAAUGAUUAUGCCGUUGGACAUCGAAUAUUAGUCCUCACCACUGUUUGGAGGCAGUAGAUGAACUUGAAUUGUGCAAUACUGUACAGAACUGUGAGAAACUGCAAUGACCAUAGGAAUGUAGAGAGCAGCAGCUGUAAGUGGUGGACUGGAAAGCACCAUAGAAAGAUGCACUGCAGAAGGAUAAUGUUAGCUUGUGAGCCUAAAAGCCCCGCUAUUCAUACAGAGUCUGACAAAAGCUUCAAAUUUUAGUAGCAUUAGUGAGGAGGUCAGCUGCAGCACUGCCUGCAGCAAGGCCACGACCAACAUCGUGCUGCAUCGUGUAGCCGCGCCUCAGUACCUCGGCGCUUAACCAAAAUCACGACUUGUGCAGAAAAUCUGCAGCUUUUGCCCACAAUGUGAAGCUGACCAUCAUGGUUUUUUCCCCAUAUAUACAUAUAUAUGUAUGUAUAUAUGUUUUUUUUACAUACACAAACAUAUACACUUGCAGGCUAACAUUUGAUUAUUUCAUUCUCCAUGCAGCUUUUGGAAAAGGGACGGAAAGCAAGUUGUGGUGUAAACAAAUGAAAUUGCACUAAAAAUGACAGUUGUAUGAUAUUUGAGAGUACACAGUACAUUUUAGACAUAGCAUUUAUUUGUGUUCCUCAUAAUAAAUAUGAGUGUAAUUACUUUUUUCCAAGGAGUGAUGAAUACAUGCAUUCAGCUGCUGUUGUGUUCUUAAUUUAUUCCGUUUUCCACUUUUAAUCAUUUGCACUGGAAAUGAUCAAACUGUGUGUUCAGAUGACAUUAUGCCUGUCGGGAUUGCAGACAGAUAAAUAAGUAUUGAUGUUCAACGAGUGAAAAGAUCUCUGCUGUAACAAAGCCUGGCAUCCAAAAGCACCUCUGCACACUGAAUGGACUCUAAGAAAUGUGCAUAGAAACACACAUCACGUAUAUUAAAGCAGAAAAUCCUGUCGACACCGGCUGUCAGUGAAGACAAAGACAUGAUCUCAGUGCUUAGAUGCUUUUGAAAGUGGGCCGCUGAAAAUGUGAAUUGUUUUAAAUGGAUUUUUAUUUUUAAAGAAUAAAGUGUAUCGUUACAGGGAGUCAAAGAAACUGAACAUGUAUUCCACCUGUGUGUGAAAUAUUUAAAUGGAUACUCCAAAUAAAAAUUCAUAAU
Messenger RNA from Haplochromis burtoni (Burton's mouthbrooder), 3998 nucleotides. RefSeq names its product heat shock transcription factor 4 (gene hsf4). The transcript has 13 exons. Gene Ontology annotation, molecular function: DNA-binding transcription factor activity; sequence-specific DNA binding. Lineage: Eukaryota; Metazoa; Chordata; Actinopteri; Cichliformes; Cichlidae. The coding region runs from base 301 to 1626 and encodes 441 amino acids. The record is from RefSeq and is a predicted model, not a curated record. Gene Ontology annotation, biological process: regulation of DNA-templated transcription.